AUGGUGAAUCUAAAGAGUGGGGCACCUGUCCAGUACAAGGAAGUCCCAACACACGCUGCUGAUGAGGGUGGAAGCAGUGGGGACGAGAUUCCUGCCUCAAACGAAUUGACCGAUGCGGUGACUGACCCGCUCACACAAAAUGGAGAUGUAGAGGCACCUUCAUCUCCUACAGAGGAAAGCGCACAGACUGCUAGUCCAAAAGCUGGAAAUGUACCUGAUAGUAAAGCGGCAGGCAGCAGUCGAUUUCUUGUCUCACCUGCGAUUGUGAUUUGUGAUGAGACGGGUAACAACAUCAGCAGCUCUGAACCCGUCGUGGAAGAAAAUAACAGUGAUGGGGAAGAUAGCGAGCGGAACAAGGACAAUGAACCCCUUGCCAGCAAUGAUGAGUUAUCUCCCUUCUCACACCAGAUGGCGCUUUAUGAGGAUGAUUUGUCAGAAAGAGGAAAGAUUUCACAGAUCAUCAAUAGAAUUUCUAAUUACCAAGCUGGCAUUGAACCAAACAUUAGUGAGCAGUACAGUGACAAACCUAAACAGGUCAAACUAGGAACCCUCCUUGGUGUGUACCUACCUACCAUACAAAACAUCUUUGGUGUGCUGCUCUUUAUCCGUAUGACAUGGAUUGUUGGUAUGGCUGGAGCGCUGGAGGGGCUGGGAAUUGUCAUCAUCUGUUGUUGCACAACAAUGUUGACAGCGAUAUCGAUGAGUGCCAUUGCUACCAAUGGUGUGGUUCCUGGAGGUGGGUCAUACUUUAUGAUAUCUCGAGCUCUUGGACCAGAGUUUGGUGGAGCUGUCGGGAUUCUCUUCUAUCUGGGGACAACAGUGGCUUCGUCAAUGUAUAUCAUAGGAUCUAUCGAGAUAUUGGUGAAAUACAUGGCGCCCCAGAUGUCCAUAUUUGGUGAUAUGGAUGUACAAGCCAAUGCCUUUAACAACUAUCGUGUAUACGGGACGUGUGUUCUCAUUCUCCUGGCCAUCAUUGUUUUUAUAGGCGUCACCUUCGUCAGUAAAUUUGCUGCCCUGUCUCUCGCCUGUGUCAUUCUCUCGAUCUUCUGUAUAUAUAUCGGCAUCUUCGUAGCCAAUCCGGACAGUAGUUUAUCUAUAUGUGUGUUAGGUAACCGGCUGAUGUCGUCUAAAGUUGUGGAAGUUAAUGGGACAUUCAUGUGUUCUAAGAGCCCAAACAUUAGCGGAGGUAUCUUCUCCAGCUACUGCAGUGUAUUCAAUGGUACGACUGACUGCCGAGGAGACUUCUUCGAAGAGCAUUCAGCGAAGACCAUCCCUGGUAUCCCUGGUCUGGGCAGUGGUGUCUUUGUUGAAAACCUGAACAAUAGGUACACACGCAAAGAUAAAAUCAUCGGUACAGAUGAGAGCGGUACUUCUGAGGCGGAAAUCAUCGCUGACAUAACAUCAUCAUUCAUGGUCCUCCUGGCUAUCUACUUCCCUUCCUGUACAGGUAUCAUGGCGGGGUCCAACAGGUCUGGAGACCUGGCUGAUGCUUCCAGAUCCAUACCAACUGGUACCAUUGCUGCCAUAGCAACAACCUCGUUUGUCUACAUCACUAGUGUGAUCUUCUUUGCUGGUACAGUAGAAGGGGACCUUCUCAGAGACAAAUUUGGUGAAAGUAUCAACGGAGGAUUGGUAGUGGCCAAGUUAGCCUGGCCUAAUGAAUGGGUCAUCCUGAUUGGCUCUUUCCUGUCUACACUGGGGGCAGGCCUCCAGAGUCUCACAGGUGCACCACGACUUCUACAAGCCAUCAGCAGUGACGGAGUGAUCCCAUUCCUAAAGGUGUUCAGUGUGACAACAAAACGAGGCGAGCCUUUCCGAGCCCUCAUCAUGACUGUGCUCAUAUCAGAAAUAGGAAUCCUUAUCGCAAGUCUGGAUGACGUCGCUCCCAUCAUCACAAUGUUUUUCCUGAUGUGUUAUGGCUUUGUGAAUAUGGCAUGUGCCCUUCAGACUUUACUGAGGACACCUAGCUGGCGGCCACGCUUCCGGUUUUAUCACUGGGUUCUGUCACUAGUGGGUAUGGCCUUGUGUAUCACUCUGAUGUUUAUAUCAAGCUGGUACUACGCCCUGGCAGCCAUUGCUCUUGCUGCCUUUAUCUACAAAUAUAUAGAAUACAAAGGGGCUGAGAAGGAAUGGGGAGAUGGUAUUCGGGGUUUGGCUAUGUCUGCCGCCAGAUAUUCCCUACUUAGACUACAACAGGGUCCACCCCACACUAAAAACUGGAGACCUCAAAUCUUGGUCCUGAUGAAACUUGAUGAUAAUCUACAGCCGAAGUACCCAAACAUGAUCAACUUUGCCAGUCAGCUCAAAGCAGGUAAAGGUUUGACCCUGGUCAACAGUGUUGUGGAAGGUGACUAUAAGGAAAGGUAUGCUGAUGCCCAGGCAGCUAAACAGACUCUGAGUAAGCUAGUUGAAACAUCAGGAGCAAAAGGCUUUGCUGAUCUCGUGAUAUCAAACAAUGUCACAGAGGGACUGUGUCACAUGAUCCAGAACGCUGGUUUGGGUGGACUGAGACACAACACUGUCAUGAUUGGCUGGCCAUAUGGAUGGAGACAUGACCACAAUGCCAAAAGUUACCGCGUGUUUCUCGAAUCUGUUAAGAAUAUCAAUGCUGGGCAGAUGGCGCUGUUAGCAGUAAAAGGCAUCAACAACUUCCCACAGAGCAAUGAGAAACUUAAGGGCACCAUAGAUGUAUGGUGGAUAGUACAUGAUGGAGGAAUGCUGAUGUUGUUGCCAUUCUUACUAAAGCAGCAUAAAGUGUGGAAGAAUUGCCGUCUUCGGAUCUUCACCGUGGCUCAACUGGAGGAUAACACAAUACAAAUGAAGAAAGACCUAGAAAUGUUUAUGUAUCACCUGAGAAUAGAGGCUGAGGUUGAGGUUGUGGAAAUGACAAAUAAUGACAUAUCGGCAUACACAUAUGAAAGGACAUUAAUGAUGGAGCAGAGGACGGAGAUGUUAAAGGCAAUGAGAGGAGGAGGAGGAUCCAAGCUCAGUCCCCAAGACAUACUGGACAAUGUUCAUCGAACCCCUGCCCAGGUAAAGAUUCAGCUAGAGACUGUAACUGAGGAGGGACUUCCAACCGAAUCCUCUACAGACGAGGAAAAGUUAGAAAAACAUCAGUAUACAUUCACACCUUCCAACCUGUCAAGUGAUAAGAAAGCUUCCUCACCCUCCAGUCCUGUAAACGAUCUUCUCAGCAUGAGACCAGAUAAAAGAAAUGUGAGGAGAAUGCACACAGCCGUACGUCUCAAUGAAGUCAUCAUUGAAAAGUCUCACGAGUCGCAACUUGUCAUCCUGAAUCUGCCAGCCCCACCAAAGUCAGAAGCAGGCGAACUCAACUAUAUGGAGUUCCUGGAAGUAUUGACAGAGGGUCUAGAAAGAGUGUUGAUGGUGCGAGGGAGCGGCCAUGAAGUCAUCACCAUUUACUCAUAG
Molecule: messenger RNA, 3429 nt
Organism: Ylistrum balloti
Lineage: Eukaryota; Metazoa; Mollusca; Bivalvia; Pectinida; Pectinidae
Product: solute carrier family 12 member 4-like
Exons: 26
Coding region: 1-3429 (1142 amino acids)
Biological process (GO): cell volume homeostasis; chloride ion homeostasis; potassium ion import across plasma membrane
Cellular component (GO): membrane
Molecular function (GO): potassium:chloride symporter activity
Source: RefSeq, a predicted model, not a curated record